CAUGAGAUAAACAGCAGCGUAGUCCGAACCUUUGCUUGUAAACAGCAAGUAUCAUGAUUCGAUAGUUCGCUAAUGCCCGUGGCAACGUCUGCAAAAAAUUACAUAUUUCGCACGACUGGUUGAUAUCGAAUAAGAAUCAUGUAUGGGUUCGUAAAUUAUGCUUUGGAACUGCUGGUAGUAAAAACAUUUGACAACGAAACAUGGGAAGCUAUAAAAAAAGAUGCAGCUGUCAAUAUGGAAGGUCAGUUUCUUGUACGUCAGAUUUACGAGGAUGAAGUUACAUACAACAUCAUUGGCGCUGCUGUCAAACGACUCAAGAUACCAGCUAAUGAAAUACUAGAAUUGUUUGGAAAAAUGUUUUUCGAAUUUUGCCAAGACUCGGGUUAUGAUAAAAUUCUUCAAGUACUUGGAGCAACGCCUCGAGAUUUUUUGCAGAAUUUAGAUGCUCUUCAUGAUCACUUGGGAACACUGUAUCCCGGAAUGCGAGCACCAUCAUUCAGAUGUACGGAAAGAUCAGAAGAUGGAGCAUUGAUUCUUCACUAUUAUUCUGAUAGACCUGGUCUGGAACAUAUUGUCAUCGGAAUAGUUAAGACAGUAGCGAAAAAGCUCCAUGGUACUGAUGUAGAUAUGCAAAUUUUUAAAACUAAAAAUGAAUGCGAUCAUGUACAGUUUCUGAUUACUGAACAAUCAGAUCCUGGUGUCGCCCCUAAACCUAUGAUUGCUGAUCUCGAAUGUCUUUCCGUAGAACCAAAAGUUAGUCCGGCCACAUUUUGUCGAGUGUUCCCUUUUCAUUUGGCGUUUAAUCGGGACCUAACUAUAGUACAAACUGGAUGCACUAUCACACGAGUUAUUCCUCAAGUUUGCAAUGAAAACUGUAAAUUAAACGAUAUACUGCUAACAGUAAGGCCGCAUCUUGAAUUGACUUUCGAAAACAUUCUUUCUCAUAUUAACACUGUAUACGUACUCAGAACGAAAAAUGGCGUAAUGCAAGUUGAUGCAUCUGAAGAAUAUUCUUAUUUGCGUCUCAAGGGUCAAAUGCUAUAUGUACGUGAAUCAGAUUUAGUCAUCUUUCUGUGCUACCCCAGUGUGAUGAACCUAGAUGAUCUAACAAGGAGAGGUUUAUACUUGAGCGACGUGCCAUUGCACGAUGCGACGCGCGACUUGGUCCUAAUGUCUGAACAAUUCGAAGCUGACUAUAAGCUGACAAGAAACUUAGAACUGUUGACAGACAAAUUGCAGCAAACAUACCGUGAACUCGACGGAGAAAAACAGAAGACAGAUAGAUUAUUAUAUUCCGUCCUACCAGCAUCCGUGGCGAACGAGCUGAGGCAUUCACGACCAGUGCCGGCUAAAAAAUACGACUGCGUUACACUUUUAUUUUCCGGUAUUGUAGGCUUUGGAGCCUACUGCGCUGCCCAUACAGAUUCUAACGGAGCUAUGAAAAUUGUUAGCAUGCUUAAUGAGCUUUAUAUAGCAUUUGAUGUAUUAACAGAUCCUAUGAAGAAUCCAAAUGUCUAUAAGGUUGAAACCGUAGGUGACAAGUACAUGGCAGUGAGCGGAUUACCAGAACCCUGCCGCUGUCACGCUCGCUGCAUAGCUCGCCUCGCUCUAGAUAUGAUGGAUCUCGCGACCCACGAGGUGAAGAUUGAUGGAGAGCCUGUGAAAAUAACUAUUGGCAUACAUAGCGGCGAAGUAGUUACCGGCGUUAUUGGGCACCGCAUGCCUCGCUAUUGUUUAUUUGGCAACACUGUUAAUCUUACUAGCAGAACGGAAACUACAGGAGAACCUGGGAAGAUCAACGUAUCUGAAGAUGCUUACAGGUAUCUAUGCUUACCAGAAAAUCAAGACUCACAGUUUCUAUUAGAAUACAGAGGACCAGUAAAUAUGAAGGGAAAAUCAGAGCCAAUGAAUGUAUGGUUUCUUUCAAGAGAAAGAGAGUUACCCGUAUAAAGAAUUAUAAAUGUUUACAGCUUACUCAUAGAUUAUUGGUUCUAGUUUUCAGUGUACUGAGAUGAUAAUUAUCAUAGAGAAAUAUAUACGAUGUUAAUUAUUUUUAAUACCUUAAAAAGCAAUAAUUUCUAUUUUGUGCGUUUUGAAAUAACGCCAUCUACAUCAAAUGAUUAUAUUAGAUAGAUAAAUCAUUUCGACAUUGAUAAAAAUUAUGUGUGGAUCAUUAUAUAGAAUAAUUUGAAAUAAAAUACUUUCCGUUAAAUGGAAACCAUGUAUACUUUAAAUAUCACUUUAACGUGAAUUUAGUGUAAUCAAAAUGUAGACCGCCGAAAUGGUUAUUGCUAUCAAAAAAUUUUGAUAAGUUUGUCUAAGCUAAAAUAAAUAUUAAGUCUUUUAAUUUAACAAAAUUGAUAAAAACUAUUUUUUUAACUCGGUUUAAAAUCUAAGUGUUUUGGUAACAAAGAACAUUGACUAUUUAUUGGAACCCUAAAUGUAGAUAAAAAAUAAACUAUUAAACUACUGGUUGAAAUAAAUGCACCAGUUCAAAAGUAAUUGUAUUAUUUAAAAAUUGAAAGAUUUUUAUUAUACAAAAUAUUUUUAACUGAUAAAAAUAUCAGAUCAUUAUUAGAAUACAAGUAAAAAGAUAUUAAGUUUUCGGUUACAUAAAGUCAUAGUCAACUUUAAAGUUAACGUAUUAUGCAAAAAUACAUACACACUAUUGUAUUGUAUCGCUAUUGUCACUACAACGAUUACUUUGAGAGUCGAUAUUUAUAAAACGUAAUAGCUGUAAUUUCUGGAAGUUGUAUGAUAUAUUAUUAGUUAUCGUAUUAUUUUGUUAUAAGGCUAAUGAAUUCUCUCUAAUAAUUACAAAAUUACACAUUUAAAUAUAACUAGUACAGUAGACUUCUCAAAGAAAUUUUUAUCAAUUAAGGACGUUCUCUUCUAACAAUCAAGUUAAAAAGUUUACUUUCGAGAAAAUAUUUUGUUAACAGCAUCAUUAUAUUAAAAACCUUUCAAAGACAAUACAUAAUCAUUAUAAUAUGACUAAAUUGUAUGGAAAUAGUGAAAAAAUCAAUAAAAUUAUAGUAUGUCAUAAAUUUAUGCGCAGUUAAGAAAAAUCUCAAUCGCUAUUACUGUUGAAUAAGCACCGGUGUCCAUAUUUUUCAUUAUAGCAUUCGAUUCCCUAUAAUCGUCAAAAUAAUCAGAAUAACAUUAGUUUUUCAAGAAAUAUAAAGAAAACUGAUUUUACAAUCAAACAAAAUAUAAUAAAUAUGUAACUCUAUUUGAUGUGUGUUAAAAAAUCAAACUUUGAAGAUAAAUAUCUCGAUUUUGAAUACGGUUGCAUAGUUUAAUUUUUUCAGCUGUAUAAGUAAUAACACAAAAGAAAUUAUUUUUAAAAGUUUGAAGAAAAUCUAAAGAAAAGUAAUUUUUAAGAGAAUGUCCUUCAAUCAUUUAAAUCUUUUAAAAUAAAUUUCGGCACAUGUACGUUGCUAAAUAUUUGUUAUGGACUUUUUUCUUUCCAAGUACAGUAUAUGAUUUUUGGCUCACUUCUUUGAGUAGAAUGCCAACUAAAAAUAAGCAUUUCGUAGAUAUAUAUUACUUUUUCUACGGCACACAGGUUGGUAAAAAAUCUGUAAUCUCAUCUACGUGUGUCUUUUCCAAUUAGCAACAUGCAUCUGAUUAGGCAAGUUGUGCGUUAUCCUAUAAUUAUUGUUGUGCUAUUGACAGUUGUAUUUUCAUUUAAAUAUAUUGAUUUUGGGCUUUUUCCCACCAUUCACUGCGGUUUUUAUGACUCUAUAGCACAAAAUAAAAUAAAAUGAUUCAAACCAAAUUAAAAAAUAUAAACUGUAUACCUCAAUCAAUCAUUUCUGCUCACUCCGUCCUAAAUACCAUUUGAAUAUUUAUAGUAUGAAAAAUUAAUUUU
Molecule: messenger RNA, 3874 nt
Organism: Phymastichus coffea
Lineage: Eukaryota; Metazoa; Arthropoda; Insecta; Hymenoptera; Eulophidae
Gene: Gycbeta100B
Product: guanylate cyclase soluble subunit beta-1
Exons: 14
Coding region: 139-1950 (603 amino acids)
Biological process (GO): response to oxygen levels; cGMP biosynthetic process
Cellular component (GO): guanylate cyclase complex, soluble
Molecular function (GO): guanylate cyclase activity; heme binding
Source: RefSeq, a predicted model, not a curated record